AUGGCGGAGGGGGGAAAUGUGGAGUUUCACUUCUGUGUCAGCGUCAACGGCGAUGUCACCUCCCGCACCUAUGGCCACCCGCCGCCUGCUGCUGGCCCACCUGGCCCCAGACGCUGCUGGGCAACCGCCAGGCUCUGGCCAGUGGCCUCCGCGCCCUGGUCCACCCCCGCGCUGCAGGAGCUGCGCCGCCGCCACCAGGGCCAGCAGAGGGUGGCCCGCUCCUUGCCCGUGGUGGUGGCCGCCGUGACAACCGUGGUGGCCGCCAGCACCAGCGCCCGCUUUCGCCGAGCCUGUCUGGGUGCCAUGCAGGUCGAGGACACCCCGGCGUUGGUGGCAGCCACCCGGCGGAGCUUGGCCGACGUCACCCGCGGGCGCCUGGUCCCCUGCGCCUCCUGUGACACCCGGCGGGGGUCCCUGAUGGAGGGUCCCCGAGCGCGGAGGGGACGCCGGGAGGAGGAGGAGGAGGAGGAGGAGGAGGACGCGUGUCCCCAGAGCAGCGAGGGGCAGGCGUGGUGGCAGGAGGCGGCCAACCAGUGGAUGGCCUGAGGGACGGCGACAGCCCAGUUCACCCAGUCCACCCAGUUUAAUCGGUCGCUGGCUGGUCCUGGCAGUGUCCCCCCCACCCCGGGGACUGGCAGCCCCGGCCCAGUUCCCCCAGUUGGUCCCGGUUCGCCCAGUUUGUCCCAGUUUGCCUCAUCGGACUCAGUUUUCACAGUUGGUCCCGGUUCUCCCAGUCAGGCCCAGUUCCCCCAGUUGGUAUUGGUUCCCCCCGUUGGUUCCAGUCCCCCCAGUCGGUCCCGGUUCCCCCAGUCGGUCCCAGUCAGUCCCAGUUCCCCCAGUCUGUUGUGGUUCUCCUACUCAGUCCCAGUCCCCCCAGUUGGUCCCAAUCCCCCCAGUCAAUCCCAGUGCCCCCCAGUCUGUCCCAGUGCCCCAGUCAGUCCCAGUCUCUCCAGUCAGUCCCAGUACCCCCCAGUCAGUCCCAGUCCCUCCAGUCAGUCCCAGUACCCCCCAGUCAGUCCCAGUCCCUCCA
Molecule: messenger RNA, 1030 nt
Organism: Chroicocephalus ridibundus (black-headed gull)
Lineage: Eukaryota; Metazoa; Chordata; Aves; Charadriiformes; Laridae
Product: type 2 DNA topoisomerase 6 subunit B-like
Exons: 7
Coding region: 1-546 (181 amino acids)
Biological process (GO): meiotic DNA double-strand break formation
Source: RefSeq, a predicted model, not a curated record